This is a messenger RNA of Microdochium trichocladiopsis, 360 nucleotides long. RefSeq lists its product as uncharacterized. The record is from RefSeq and is a predicted model, not a curated record. Lineage: Eukaryota; Fungi; Ascomycota; Sordariomycetes; Xylariales; Microdochiaceae. The transcript has 2 exons. The coding region runs from base 1 to 360 and encodes 119 amino acids.
AUGCAUGGUCGCAAGGAGGAGGCCAAGCUGCCUCUCGACCGUCUGCGGUUCACCGAGAACGUGCAGAAUGGCACCACUGAGCUAGAAAGCCUCUGCGGCAGCGUCGGCUGGGCAUUCCUGUUAUACCUUGCUGCAGGGCUCGGCACAAUACGCAACCCGGAUCAGGACGAAGUCAACACGGUCGUCGCCUCCUUCAUGCUGCUCCCGACACUGAUCCGCUUCGCAGCGACCAAUAAUGCUUUCCUCACUGGCGCCGAGAUGGGCGGCGCGCAUCUGAUAAAAGAAAUCAUGGCAAGCACAGAGACAGUCUCCAAUCACUCCCACUCUCUGCACUGCGAGGACAUUGCAAUGGUUAAUUGA